Messenger RNA from Cetraspora pellucida, 912 nucleotides. Lineage: Eukaryota; Fungi; Glomeromycota; Glomeromycetes; Diversisporales; Gigasporaceae. The record is from the annotation of a GenBank genome assembly.
AUGCCAUGUUAUGCAGAUACGAUUGUAAGAGUAAAGGUUGUUCGUCAAACGACAAAACAAGAAAGUGAUUUAAUUAUUGUAUGGGCUAUCAGUGUAUAUCCAGUAGGACGUGAAGAUAGUGAGAUCGAAAUGGUUUUAUUUGUGCCAAUUAAUUAUAGUAAUAGAGAUCCUAAAACUCAAGCUAUUUUUGAAAAGGACGGGUUUUAUUCCGUCGGUGGUAAGAUUGUACCCGGAUAUUACGGAAGUAAUAAAAGGCCAAAGUCGAAUAAAUGUCCAUUAAAAAUUUCUUUGAUCGGGAUUCCUCAAGAGUUACCAAAGGUAGUCGAAAAUGAUGAAAAUGCAAUUUUUAACGUGUUAGUAAAUGAUUAUGUUGGUCAGGAUUAUAGCUUUAUAGUUAAAGUUGCUUUUCUACAUUCUAAUCCGCGUCUUGGGCAUUUGAAGAAUACUGUUCGUCUACAUGAUUCACUUAUAUUUGUUGUUGGUCAGUUAGAAGUUAUUGAUAAUGAUUUUUAUAUCUAUACAAAGGAUAUUAAUUUCAUCGAUCUUAGCUAUUUUAAGCGAAAAAGUUUGGAUGAAAGUAAUCUUCGCAAUCCGUCAGAAGUGGUUAAUGUGACUCGGUCGAAACUUCUUUUUACGCAUCGUAAGGUUAAUGAAAACUUGAAGGAUAUUUCUAAAGUUGAGGGACCAUCUUUAGUGGUUUCAAAUGAUAAUUUAUCAUCGAUGAGUAGUACUUCGAAACGUGCAAGAAUUGAAGAUGAUAAUGAAUUUAACGAAUCUACAGAUGUUUUUGGUAAUAUAGAUAGUAAUUAUUCGAAGUUAAGUAAAAUUAAUACUUUGAAUGAAGUUUAUCAACAUGAUGAGAGUGAAAGUGAGUUAGAGCAGGAAGAGUGUGCAGAGAAUAUCGAGUGUAGU